This is a messenger RNA of Microstroma glucosiphilum, 1199 nucleotides long. RefSeq names its product Ni-binding urease accessory protein. The transcript is spliced from 2 exons. NCBI's taxonomy places the organism in Eukaryota, Fungi, Basidiomycota, Exobasidiomycetes, Microstromatales, Microstromataceae. The record is from RefSeq and is a predicted model, not a curated record. Gene Ontology annotation, cellular component: cytoplasm; nucleus. The coding region runs from base 104 to 1174 and encodes 356 amino acids.
CCACAGAAGAUACUCCAAGCUGCGUCGACAUCUCUUACCAGCACUUCGACCACUCCCCCCUUCCUCGUCACUUCUACCCCGCCUCACCUUGACCUCACGUAGAAUGUCCGCCUCCACCCUCGACGCCAAGCGUCCCAAGCUGGACAACGAGGGCGCCGCUGCCUCUUCUUCAAGCGCAGGCAUCGUCACCCACUCUGGCACGUUCCACGCAGACGAGGCUCUUGCAGUCAACCUCCUACGAACUCUGCCUCAAUUCAAGCCUCUCUCUCUCACAAGGACCAGAGACCCAGAGCUCAUCUCACAAGGAGCCAUUGUAGUAGACGUUGGCGCAGAGUAUGAUCAGAGCAGGAACAGAUUCGAUCAUCACCAGAGGGGGUUUGAGGAGGUCUUUGAUCAGAAGCACAAGACGAAGCUGUCUAGCGCUGGACUGGUGUGGAAGCACUAUGGUCAAGCCAUCCUCUCACAGCACCUGUCCCUUCCCUUGGAAGACGCCCGAGUGACGCUUCUGUGGAAUAAGCUCUACGACGACUUCAUCGAAGCCAUCGAUGGCAUCGACAAUGGCAUCCCCCAAUACCCCUCUUCGGCCACUUCGGCCUACAAGAACAAGACGGACCUCUCCUCGCGUGUGGGUUACCUCAACCCUUCUUGGAACCAGACUGCUACCUCCCAGGAGAUGGAUGUCCGCUUCGAGCGUGCCUCAUCCAUGGCCGGAGGAGAAUUUUUCGAUCGGGUAGACUACACCUUUUCCGCCUGGCUGCCCGCUCGCGAAAUCGUCGAAAGGGCAAUGUCCCGCCGUGCCGAGCUGAGUGGGGAUGCACAAGGUCGGGUCUUGGUGUUUGACGAAUUUGCCAGUUGGAAGGACCACCUUUUCACUCUUGAAGCAGAGCAGGCUGCCGAUGCUUCUGGCAAGGGUCACACACCCGCAGAGAGGAUCCUCUACGUCGUCUACCCAGACGAGGCGGGCAAAUGGCGCAUUCAAGCCGUACCCGAGACGGCCGACUCCUUUGUUAGCAGAAAGGCAUUGCCGGAAGCUUGGCGUGGGGUUCGGGAUGCUCAGCUGGAUGAGCUGACGGGGAUUCCUGGAGGCAUCUUUGUUCACGCUAGUGGAUUCAUUGGUGGUCAUCAGACGAGGGAGGGAGCGCUGAAGAUGACGCAGAAGGCUCUGGAGUUCUAGAGCAGUGACUAGGCUUGGCUAGGUG